ACAAGAAACGCAAAUACGCUUUUUAAAACGUCAAAAUGACAAGAUUCCAGCAAAUGGAAACUAAUGGGGAACAAAUUAAAACUUUUGUUUUCGGCAACAAACCAGUGCACAAUUCCACUGAAGCAAGUGAAAAAUUGGAAAUUUUCAUCCCGGAGCUACUUUUGCCCGGUUAUUCCUUCUAUAUUUGGCCUUCCGCAAAGAUUCUAGCUUGGUUCUUGUGGGGCAGACGGUUGUCACUGAUAAACAAACGAGUAUUGGAACUCGGAGCAGGAACUUCGCUACCGGGAAUAGUAGCCGCAAAGUGUGGUGCUCACGUAACACUGAGCGACUGUAGCACUUUGCCUAAAACGCUGCAACACAUCCAACGCUGUUGCCGGCUGAAUAAUCUCGCUCCCGGAAACGACAUCGAAGUGAUUGGACUCACCUGGGGACUGUUCUUGGAUCAGAUAUUUCAGCUUGGACCGCUUGAUCUUAUUAUUGGUUCGGACAUUUUUUACGAUCCUUCCGUUUUCGAAGACAUCCUUGUGACGGUUUCGUUUCUAUUGGAAGCCAAUCCCCAGGCCAAGUUUCUGUUCAGUUAUCAAGAACGGAGUUCGGACUGGUGCAUAGAAACUUUGCUGAAAAAGUGGGGAUUGUUGUGUAACGUUAUCAGCUUGCAUAACCUCAGCGUGGAUCUGGAAGCUGACCCGCAGGAACUGAUGGGCAACCACACCAUUCACUUGCUGGAAGUAACAAGAAAAUCUUGAGUCGCAAAGGUCACAUAGAGUUAUGUCUUCCAGUGCAAGCACUAUUGCGCGUGGCGUGCAAAAGCUAUUCAUUGGAAAUCUACCGUGGACAGUUAGUACGAAAGAACUCCAAGCGUAUUUCUCAAGGUUCGGACAUGUGCACUCUUCGA
Messenger RNA from Toxorhynchites rutilus septentrionalis, 895 nucleotides. Its product is annotated as histone-arginine methyltransferase METTL23. Bases 36 to 746 code for a protein of 236 amino acids. Gene Ontology annotation, cellular component: nucleus; cytoplasm. The transcript is spliced from 2 exons. NCBI's taxonomy places the organism in Eukaryota, Metazoa, Arthropoda, Insecta, Diptera, Culicidae. The record is from RefSeq and is a predicted model, not a curated record.